Molecule: messenger RNA, 960 nt
Organism: Oryza brachyantha (malo sina)
Lineage: Eukaryota; Viridiplantae; Streptophyta; Magnoliopsida; Poales; Poaceae
Exons: 9
Coding region: 92-703 (203 amino acids)
Source: RefSeq, a predicted model, not a curated record
UCGUCUCCUCCUCCUCCCAACCUCCUCACGCGCCACGCACCGCCAAACCCUAGCCCUCGGCCCCGCCCACGCUCCGCCUCACUCGCUCGCCAUGUCCGAUUCCGAACCCGCCGCGCCCCCACCGGCCGUGGCCGACGACGCCGCGUCGCCAGCGGCGGCCGCGGCGGCUCCAGCGGGCGAGGUGGAGGCCCCGUCUCUGGAGAGGAAGGAGGAGCUGCUGCCCGUGGAGGAGAAGAUCUCGGAAUUAGAUGAAUCGCAGUCAAAGCUUAUGGGGAGACUUCGAGGACUCAAGGAGGAUUUGCUGAAUUGGAGGACCAGUUUAGACACACAAGUGACCAAAUACAAAAUUGAACUCUCUGAUAUCAAAACUGCUCUGAAUAGCGAAAUUGAACAGCUGAGAUCAGAUUUCCAAGAAUUGAGGACCACCCUUAAGAAGCAGCAGGAAGAUGUAUCAAAUAGUUUGAAGAAUUUGGGGGAUACCACUGACAAUGAAGGGAAUAAAGGAAGUGAUGAAGGGAAUAAGGGAAGUGAUGAAGGGAUUGCAAGUGAGGGUGUCUCAGAUACCCUAGAGAAGCUGAAAUUGGAUGAUAAUCCAAAAGACCAUAGUGAAAGCAGUAGUGCCAAUGAGGAAAAGGAUGAAACUACUGCUGAAGAUAGCACGGUUGAUAAAACUGUUAAGGCGGAGAGCACAAGCGAUGAAUAAAGUAGCAGAGGAAGCAAAAGUAUAACUUGAGCGCUUCUUUUUCACGGCUCAGCUGUAGUAAUUUUUAGAACAGAGAUAACUUGGUUCCUGAAACGAAUCCACGCUCUCUGAUGGCUCUAUUGUCGUGUAGUCUUGUCGAUCGCUAUCGUGACUUGUGAAAUUCCAGUCCUUUGGAAUAACAAUUAUAUUGCGGAAGUUAUCUAAAGAAUAGUCGUCCCCUGGAAUUUUCCAGUGAAAAUUUGCUGAUACAUUUCAAA